Mandrillus leucophaeus (drill) is the source of this 2427-nucleotide messenger RNA. It is a transcript of the gene MIPEP, whose product is annotated as mitochondrial intermediate peptidase. Bases 124 to 2265 code for a protein of 713 amino acids. Gene Ontology annotation, molecular function: metalloendopeptidase activity. Lineage: Eukaryota; Metazoa; Chordata; Mammalia; Primates; Cercopithecidae. Gene Ontology annotation, biological process: peptide metabolic process. Gene Ontology annotation, cellular component: mitochondrion. The record is from RefSeq and is a predicted model, not a curated record. The transcript is spliced from 19 exons.
GGAAGCGGAGCCGUCACGUGGGGCGGCGUGGGCCGCUGCCUUGGAAACGCGGAGCCCGCGUUCCGGGCGAAAGCACCAGGGCAGGGGUCUCGCGUGGGAGGAAGGGACUGCUCCGGGGAUAGAAUGCUGUGCGUCGGAAGGCUGGGCGGCUUCGGAGCCAGAGCAGCAGCUCUGCCGCCCCGGUGGGCGGGCCCGGGAAGCCUCCAAGCCGGGAUCCGGGCCCGAAGGGUCAGCACCAGCUGGUCUCCCGUGGGCGCCGCCUUCAAUGUCAAGCCCCAGGGCAGCCGCUUGGACCUGUUCGGCGAGCGCCGGGGUCUUUUUGGAGUUCCUGAGCUCAGUGCCCCAGAAGGAUUUCAUAUUGCACAAGAAAAAGCCUUGAGAAAGACAGAAUUGCUUGUGGACCGUGCGUGUUCCACCCCACCUGGGCCCCAGACCGUGCUGAUCUUCGAUGAGCUCUCGGAUUCCUUGUGCAGAGUGGCCGACUUGGCUGAUUUUGUGAAAAUCGCUCACCCUGAGCCAGCAUUCAGAGAAGCCGCGGAAGAAGCUUGUAGAAGUAUUGGCACCAUGGUAGAGAAGUUGAACACAAAUGUGGAUUUAUAUCAAAGUUUGCAAAAAUUACUAGCUGAUAAAAAACUUGUGGAUUCCCUUGAUCCAGAAACAAGGCGAGUGGCUGAACUGUUUAUGUUUGAUUUUGAAAUUAGUGGAAUCCAUCUAGACAAAGAAAAGCGUAAAAGAGCAGUGGACCUCAAUGUUAAAAUCUUGGAUUUGAGUAGUACAUUUCUUAUGGGAACCAAUUUUCCCAACAAGAUUGAGAAGCAUCUCUUACCAGAACACAUUCGUCAUAACUUUACGUCUGCUGGGGAUCAUAUCAUCAUUGAUGGUCUCCACGCAGAGGCACCAGAUGACUUGGUGCGAGAAGCUGCUUAUAAAAUUUUUCUGUAUCCCAACGCUGGUCAGUUGAAAUGUUUAGAAGAAUUGCUCAGCAGUCGAGACCUUCUGGCAAAGCUGGUGGGGUAUUCCACGUUUUCCCACAGGGCUCUCCAAGGAACGAUAGCUAAAAAUCCAGAGACUGUCAUGCAGUUCCUUGAGAAACUAUCUGACAAACUUUCUGAAAGAAGUCUAAAAGAUUUUGAGAUGAUACGAGAGAUGAAAAUGAAACUGAAUCCUCAAAAUUCUGAAGUAAUGCCUUGGGACCCCCCCUACUACAGUGGUGUGAUUCGUGCAGAAAGGUAUAAUAUUGAGCCCAGCCUAUAUUGCCCGUUUUUCUCUCUUGGAGCAUGCAUGGAAGGCCUGAAUAUUUUGCUAAACAGACUAUUGGGGAUUUCAUUAUAUGCAGAGCAGCCUGCAAAAGGAGAGGUGUGGAGUGAAGAUGUCCGAAAACUGGCUGUCGUUCAUGAAUCUGAGGGAUUGUUGGGGUACAUUUACUGUGAUUUUUUUCAGCGAGCAGACAAGCCACAUCAGGAUUGCCAUUUCACUAUCCGUGGAGGCAGACUAAAGGAAGACGGAGACUAUCAACUCCCAGUUGUAGUUCUUAUGCUGAAUCUUCCCCGUUCCUCAAGGAGUUCUCCAACUUUGCUGACUCCUGGCAUGAUGGAAAAUCUUUUCCAUGAAAUGGGACAUGCCAUGCAUUCAAUGCUAGGACGUACUCGUUACCAACACGUCACUGGGACCAGGUGCCCUACUGAUUUUGCUGAGGUUCCUUCUAUUCUGAUGGAGUACUUUGCAAAUGAUUAUCGAGUAGUUAACCAAUUUGCCAGACAUUAUCAGACUGGACAGCCACUGCCAAAAAAUAUGGUGUCUCGUCUUUGUGAAUCUAAAAAGGUUUGUGCUGCAGCUGAUAUGCAACUUCAGGUCUUUUAUGCCGCUCUGGAUCAAAUCUACCAUGGGAAGCAUCCCCUGAGGAAUUCAACCACAGACAUUCUCAAGGAAACACAAGAGAAAUUCUAUGGCCUACCAUAUGUUCCAAAUACUGCCUGGCAGCUGCGAUUCAGCCACCUCGUGGGGUAUGGCGCUAAGUACUACUCUUACCUCAUGUCCAGAGCGGUCGCCUCCAUGGUGUGGAAGGAGUGCUUUCUGCAGGAUCCUUUCAACAGGGCCGCUGGGGAGCGCUAUCGCAGGGAGAUGCUGGCCCACGGUGGAGGCAGGGAGCCCAUGCUCAUGGUUGAAGGUGUGCUUCAGAAGUGUCCUUCUGUUGAUGACUUCGUAAGUGCCCUGGUUUCUGACUUGGAUCUGGACUUCGAAACUUUCCUCAUGGAUUCUGAAUGACAGAAACACGCUAAACCUCUUCAAUCAAGGUGAUGUAGAUAAUGACUUUGUUACGAAUGCUACAGCUGUGAAAGCUUGUUUCUCAUUUCAGUGUUCACUUCUGUAAUAAAUUCGGAAAAACUUUAAACUGAGAGAACUUGGAAUAAAUCAUUUGUUUUAAUU